Messenger RNA from Aspergillus heteromorphus CBS 117.55, 720 nucleotides. Its product is annotated as iron sulfur cluster assembly protein 1. Gene Ontology annotation, biological process: intracellular iron ion homeostasis; iron-sulfur cluster assembly. The record is from RefSeq and is a predicted model, not a curated record. Bases 153 to 563 code for a protein of 136 amino acids. NCBI's taxonomy places the organism in Eukaryota, Fungi, Ascomycota, Eurotiomycetes, Eurotiales, Aspergillaceae. The transcript has 2 exons. Gene Ontology annotation, molecular function: ferrous iron binding; 2 iron, 2 sulfur cluster binding. Gene Ontology annotation, cellular component: cytoplasm; mitochondrial matrix.
CUCCAACCCACGUAGGUAGCUCCCAACACCAUCACCAUCACCCCAAACGUCAUCACCAGCGAACGGAAAAAACCACCCAACUCGCGCAUCCCACCCCCAUACCCCACAUCUAGAGUUAUUAACCAAGGACGGAAAUAGGAAACGUCGGCUCGAUGAGCAAAUCCAUCGACGUGGGCACCGGGCUGGUCGGCGCGCCCGCCUGCGGCGACGUCAUGAAGCUCCAGAUCCGCGUCGACAAGGACACCAACAAGAUCAGCGAUGUCAAGUUCAAGACCUUCGGAUGCGGCAGUGCCAUCGCCAGUUCGAGUUACCUGACUGAGUUGGUCCGCGGCAUGACCCUCGAUGAGGCGGCUAAGAUCCGGAAUACCGAUAUCGCGAAGGAGCUGUGUUUGCCUCCUGUUAAGUUGCACUGCUCCAUGCUUGCCGAAGACGCCAUCAAGUCCGCCAUCACGGAUUACUACACCAAGAACCCCCGCGCCGUGAAGACCGAUCUGUCGGGCACUGGUGCGUCGAUGGCCGAUGUGCAGGUCGAGAUUGAGAAGACCAGCAGUGCUACCAUCUAAGGUCUUUACUCUUUAGUACCUUCUUUCUUAUCUGAAAAAAAAAAUCGACCAAAAAAAGGAGUUUUUUCGUGACGGAGGAAAAGUUGACGCUGGGAUACCAUUGAUUACUACUACUAGUACCACCACUACUACUAUUUUAUUGAAGGAAGAAUGGGAG